Colias croceus (clouded yellow) is the source of this 1732-nucleotide messenger RNA. RefSeq names its product heterogeneous nuclear ribonucleoprotein A1-like. Bases 128 to 1066 code for a protein of 312 amino acids. NCBI's taxonomy places the organism in Eukaryota, Metazoa, Arthropoda, Insecta, Lepidoptera, Pieridae. Gene Ontology annotation, molecular function: RNA binding. The transcript has 8 exons. The record is from RefSeq and is a predicted model, not a curated record.
GUGUCACUUGCAAUAGAUUACGUUUACUGUUUCAGGAUUCGGUGAUUCGGUCUUUCGGUAUUUUCACAGGGUGGAUACAAAGUUACAGAACUUUUCUGGGCAGAUAUCAAUUUUACUACAACUCAAAAUGAAACCUCGCGGCGGUGGUGAUGAUUUUGAAGAGCCAGAGCAUACCAGAAAGCUUUUUAUAGGAGGCUUAGAUUACAGAACAACAGAUUCAUCAUUGAAGGAAUUUUAUGAGCAAUGGGGGGAGAUAGUUGAUGUGGUGGUGAUGAAGGAUCCCCAAACAAAGAGGUCUCGUGGGUUUGGUUUCAUCACAUACUCUCAUGCUCACAUGGUGGAUGAUGCACAGAAGAACAGGCCACAUAAAAUUGAUGGAAGAAUCGUGGAACCAAAGCGAGCAGUUCCCAGAGAGGAAAUUAACAGACCAGAUGCAAGUGCUACGGUAAAAAAGUUGUUUGUCGGUGGACUGAAGCAAGAUAUUGAGGAGGAGGAUUUAAAAGAGUACUUUAGUUCAUAUGGCAGCAUUCUGUCCGUAAUUCUUGUAACUGAGAAGGACACUGGCAAGAAAAGAGGCUUUGGAUUUGUUGAGUUUGACGAUUAUGACCCUGUAGAUAGAAUAUGCUUACAACAAAAUCACAAAGUUAAAGGGCACAGAAUAGACGUGAAAAAGGCGUUAUCAAAGUCGGAGAUUGGUGUGGGAGGUGGUGGGGGUGACCGGGGCAGUGGUGGUAGCCGGCGUGGGGGUCGCGGCGGUUGGGGCAACCGGCAAGGCAACCAGGAGUGGGGCAAUUCUGGAUACAACCAAGGCGGUUGGAACAACCAGUCAAAUCCGUGGGAAAACUCGGGUGGCAGUUGGAACCAGGGCUACGGGAACCAGGGUGGUGGUUGGAACCAAGGGGGCGACAACUUCGGCAGUGGAUACCAGCAGGAUUUUGGCGGUGGCCCCAUGCGGCCCAACUUCAACGCGCAGAGACAGCAGCCGUAUGGCGGUGGUGGUUACAACACAAGCGGUGGCGGUGCUAACUUCGGUAACGCGCCGACUGGCAAUCCACGCAGAUUUUAAACUACACAGUCUUGUAUCAAGUUGCGCUUAGAUGAAACUAGGCAGGAGGUUAGUGUAGGCCAAACAACAUGGUGUCAGGGCCGAGAGGAUCUGCAAUUUUAGGCAGGUUAAGGUUUGUGCAUAAGUGAGGAUACUUUCACAGCACACAAAUCACAGUUUUUACAAGCUUCAAUUACACUGUCCAAUUAUUAUUUAAGUUUGACAUGAAGUCGAUCUUACGUUUUUUUUUCUCUGUAAGAACUGUGCAUACGUUCCUAGGUAGUAAGAUAUAUAAUACAGAUUCUAAUAUAAGAUAGUGUCCAUUUUUGACAUUCCAAACUGACUUAUUUCAAGAUAUUUAAACGUAUUUUUGUCUCUUUCGAUAUGGAAUUUAUUAAGUCAUCUUGAGAUAUUGUCUAUGGUAUGUGUUUUGAUGUUAGGUUAAUAUAUUAUAAGAAAAGUGGAUUCCUUUUAAAUACGAUUUAUUGUUACGCGGAUGUUUUAAAUUUUAUUUCACGUUAUAAUAAGAAAUUAUGUAGAUUAAGGAACUCUGAUUGUUUGGUGUUGUGUGCAUUAUUAAAAUAAAUAUAAAACUAUGUUCCAUGGACUCUUCUACGCGUGAGCCACCGAACGUGGAAAAGGCCAUGGUAAGUUAAUAUUUUGAUGGAAAUAAACGUACGCAAUAAA